Molecule: messenger RNA, 3146 nt
Organism: Phacochoerus africanus (Common warthog)
Lineage: Eukaryota; Metazoa; Chordata; Mammalia; Artiodactyla; Suidae
Gene: SLC7A3
Product: solute carrier family 7 member 3
Exons: 11
Coding region: 1025-2884 (619 amino acids)
Biological process (GO): amino acid transport; transmembrane transport
Cellular component (GO): plasma membrane
Molecular function (GO): amino acid transmembrane transporter activity
Source: RefSeq, a predicted model, not a curated record
GACACGUGUGUCGGGGCGGGCAGGCGAGGGUCUAGGCAUACCUAGGAUUCUCUGGCAACCAUGGCAUGCAGUUGCAUCAACGCGGCUGUAACCUGUUGCUGGCGAGACCCCGGCCCCGGGAGCCAAGGUUCCCAUCUCCGUCUCAGCUGCAGACCUUUUCUAGAUGAGGGCACAAGAAACUGGGAGCUGAGUCGGGGGGCAGAGGGCGGAACCCCUCCUCUCGGGUGCGAGCAGUUUUGGGCUGCUCUGGGGCCCCUCUCAGGGCGCAUCUCCAAAUCUUUUAGAUGUCGAAGCCCCGCCUCACUGUUGAUGCUUGCUGGUCAGUCUAGCGGGGCGGGAGGAAGUGGGGGAACAUUUGCUUACUCCUCUGGGCGACGGCAGCGCCAGUUACACAGUGUGGGCUUGGUGAAGAGGGAUGGAAUCGAGUCGGUGCUCACUUUUGAUCUGUAGCCGAGAUCAGUCCCCCCUCCCUCCGGGCAUCUAGGAACCAUGCUUGUUUGAAGCCCUGGGGCAAGCGCCGAAAAGGAAUGUGGAUAUUGGGUGUGAGAAGGGGGUUCUCCCCAGAGUUGCUGGCGCCUCCUGAGUGGACUUCUGUUUAAUUCCCAAAGAGCCACAGGCUGGGGGAUGAACACAAAUGAGCUUCCCUGGCUCCUGGGUUGGGGGUCUAGGAUAAACCCUAGAGUUUCCCUGCCAAGGAAAGAAGAGACUAAUUGAUGGAGCACCUCCUAGGUGUCAGACCACUGAACUAUAGGGAGCUUUCACAGGCCUUUUCUCAAAUGAGGUCCUUCCACAAACCUGUGAGGUAUUGUUAUUCCUACUUGCCUAGGAAGAAACUGAGGUUAGAGGAAAAGUGACUUGCCUUUGUCCCUUCAACAUCCUCCUCCCAUCCCCCCACAGCUCCUUCCCUUGGUGGAGUGGGUAUUGUAAUUCACUCUUAGAGCUUAGGGAUAAUGAGCCCUAUUGAAGGUCUUUUGUCUUGUUUUUCACCAGAUCCUUCCUAGCAUCCUCUUCAAUUCCAGCUAGAAUGCUGUGGCAGGCGCUUUGCAGAUUUGGUCAAAAGCUGGUACGCAGACGUACGCUGGAGCCAGGCAUGGCUGAGACUCGCCUUGCCAGAUGCUUGAGCACUCUGGAUUUAGUGGCCCUAGGUGUGGGCAGCACGUUGGGUGCAGGCGUCUAUGUCCUGGCUGGCGAGGUGGCCAAAGAUAAAGCAGGACCAUCCAUUGUGAUCUGCUUUUUGGUGGCUGCCCUAUCUUCUAUGUUGGCUGGGCUGUGCUAUGCAGAGUUUGGUGCCCGGGUCCCCCGUUCGGGUUCUGCAUAUCUCUACAGCUAUGUCACUGUGGGUGAACUCUGGGCCUUCACCACUGGCUGGAACCUCAUCCUCUCCUAUGUCAUCGGUACAGCCAGUGUGGCCCGGGCCUGGAGCUCAGCUUUUGACAACCUGAUUGGGAACCACAUCUCUCAGACCCUGCAGGGGAGCAUCUCACUGCAUGUUCCCCAUGUCCUCGCAAAAUAUCCAGACUUUUUUGCUAUGGGCCUUGUGUUGUUGCUCACUGGAUUGCUGGCUCUGGGGGCUAGCGAGUCGGCCCUGGUUACCAAAGUGUUCACGGUGGUGAACCUUUUGGUUCUCGGUUUUGUCAUCAUCUCUGGCUUCAUUAAGGGCGAUCUGCACAACUGGAAGCUCACAGAAGAGGACUACAAACUGGCCAUGGCUGGACUCAAUGACACCUAUAGCUUGGGCCCUCUGGGCUCUGGAGGAUUUGUGCCAUUUGGCUUCGAGGGGAUUCUCCGUGGAGCAGCUACCUGUUUCUAUGCAUUUGUUGGUUUCGACUGUAUUGCUACCACUGGGGAAGAGGCCCAGAAUCCCCAGCGUUCCAUCCCCACGGGCAUUGUGAUUUCACUGUUCGUCUGCUUUUUGGCCUAUUUUGGUGUCUCUUCGGCACUCACGCUCAUGAUGCCUUACUACCAGCUUCAACCCGAGAGCCCCUUGCCUGAGGCCUUUCUCUAUACGGGAUGGGCCCCUGCCCGCUAUGUUGUAGCUCUUGGAUCCCUCUGUGCUCUUUCUACCAGCCUCUUGGGCUCUAUGUUCCCCAUGCCUCGGGUGAUCUACGCGAUGGCAGAGGAUGGCCUCCUGUUUCGUGGCCUUGCCCGCAUCCACACCAGCACACACACCCCCAUCGUGGCCACUGUGGUCUCUGGCAUUAUUGCAGCGUUCAUGGCAUUCCUUUUUGAACUCACUGAUCUGGUGGACCUCAUGUCAAUUGGGACCCUGCUUGCUUACUCCCUGGUGGCUGUUUGUGUUCUCAUCCUCAGGUAUCAGCCUGACCAGGAGAUGAGGAACGAGGAAGGUGAAAUGGAGUUGCAGGAGGAGAAGAUCCCCAAAGCAGAGAAGCUGACCCUACAGGGACUAUUUUUUCCACUCAACUCCAUCCCCACUCCGCUCUCUGGCCAAGUUGUCUAUGUUUGUUCCUCACUGCUUGCUCUACUGCUGAGUGUCCUUUGCCUGGUACUGGCCCAGUGGUCCACUCCACUGCUUUCUGGAGACCCAGUGUGGAUUGCAGUGGUUGUGCUGCUCCUGCUGCUCAUUACUGGGUUCACUGGGGUCAUCUGGAGACAGCCACAGAGCUCCACUCCCCUUCACUUUAAGGUACCCGCUUUGCCUCUCCUCCCACUAGUGAGCAUGUUUGUGAAUGUUUACCUUAUGAUGCAGAUGACAGCUGGCACCUGGGCCCGAUUUGGGGUCUGGAUGCUGAUUGGGUUUGCUAUCUAUUUCGGCUAUGGGAUGCAGCACAGCCUGGAAGAGUUUAAGACUGACCAACCCUCACUCAAGUCUAGGGCCAAAACUGUAGACCUGGAUCUCAGCAGUGCCUGUACCCAUUCAGUUUGACAUCAUCACAACCCGAAUGCUGUCUGGUAUCCCUGCACAAUAACGGAGAGUACUCCUGACCACACGGAGAGCUAGGCUUCGCAUGGGAUGUUGGAGGGGACACAAAUAGAGCUCUGUAUUUAUUGUGGAGUGAAGGAUGUGUCUUUGCUGUUUCUCAUCUUCUUUUUUUUUUUGUUUUCCUCACUUGUCUACUUUUUAAUCGUAUCUGUAGCUGCUUACUGGCUUUAAAAAAAUUAUUAUUAAAAGAAACUAGAAAAAGAAA